This is a messenger RNA of Puma concolor (puma), 4234 nucleotides long. Lineage: Eukaryota; Metazoa; Chordata; Mammalia; Carnivora; Felidae. The record is from RefSeq and is a predicted model, not a curated record.
AUGGCGCACCCUCCGCUCUCGCCGCCAGCCAAGAAAGGAAGUGGCAGCCCUCGCGCAGCCGCUCACCAGGACUUCGUUGACGGAAGUCCCGCCUCCCGCAAGCCGCACGCCCAUUGGUUUGUCGGCCCGGCGCUCAACCAGAUCUGCUUUUUCAUUGCCUCCGGAUCCACCAACCUCACACAGCCCCGCCUUCGUUCGCAGCUAGACUACAACUCACAGGAGCCUCUGCCUUCAGAGGCUGGUGCCCUGCAUUGCUGCUGUCCCUCGGGGCCCCGGACCCCACAACGCCUGUCCUUCUCCUUUGGGGACCAUUCAGCUGAAGAGCUAUGUGUUUGGGCUGCUAAGGCCAGUGGUGAGUCGGUCCUGCCUGUGCACCACCCCUUUGCUCCCACACGGAGGAUCCUGUCCCACUGGCAACCUCCGAGCCACAUCUUCUCCUGGUGGGAGGAUGCAAAGCAACUCCAAGUCCUGCUCUACAGCCUCCAGGCUUCUUCCCCAACAGGCCAUUUCCCCAACUGGUUUGCUGAGAAAUGCCACCGCUUGCCAUGGAAGGACUUGGCUAGCCAUCCUGACUUGCCACGGGAGAGCCCUUCUACCAGCUGGGCCUCAGUCUCAAGGGAGCAGGGUGAAUGUCUCAGCCUGGCAGUGCUGGACCUACCUCGAUGGCCUGCGGAGCAGGCUCAGCAGCCUGAGGAGCUGCUGAAGACCGCUGCGGACGCCGGGAAGUCCGAGGACUGUGCGCCGGGCCUGCCGCUGCGGACCGCCUGCCAGGCUGAUGGCAGGCACUCCGCCAGGCUAAGUACAUCAUGGGACCUGGAGAGCUGGACCCGCCAGGCCGCCGAGUCCUUCCUCGUGAGCCUCCCUGCUGCUGGUGGUCAGAUGCCCGGGCUGCCAGUGGCUGGUGACAGCGGCAUCCACUGGAGUCCGGAGGACACGAGGCCUCCAGCCCUUCUGCGAAUUUUCCAGACAUCAGCAAUCAAGCAGGUCCGUGUUGGUCCUCACCGGGAGCACCGCCAUCACCGCCACCAGGACGACAACCAGAUCCUGCCUGAUUUUGCCAUCAACAAGCUUCAUGUCGGGGCUCCCUUCCUCGGCAUGUUCUCUACGGGCUGCCUCAUCCGUGUGACCCCUACUGGAACCUUCUCCCUGGCUGGCCUCGGCCGCCCACACAGCAGUCUUCGAGCUCUUGGCAGCCUGGGUUGGGAUGCUGGGCUGCACGGAUGGGGCUACAGCCUCACCUCCUGCUGCCCCAGACCCAAAGAAAAGUCCAACCUGAUCGUGGUGCGGAGAGGUUGCAGCACUCCCACAUCAUCCCUUGUUUGGCCCCAAUCCCAGUGCCAGCUGAGUCAGAUGACGUUUCACAAGAUCCCUGCUGACAGCCUGGAGUGGCAUGAGAACCUGGGUCAUGGGUCCUUCACCAAGAUUUACCGAGGUUGUCGCCAUGAGGCUGUGGACGGGGAAGCCCGGGAGACAGAGGUGCUACUCAAAGUGAUGGAUGCCAAGCACAGAAACUGCAUGGAGUCCUUCCUGGAAGCAGCGAGCCUGAUGAGCCAAGUGUCGUAUCAGCACCUCGUGUUGCUCCACGGCGUGUGCAUGGCUGGAGACAGUGUCAUGGUGCAGGAAUUUGUGCGCCUGGGAGCCCUGGAUACAUAUCUGCGCAAGUCUGGCCACCUGGUACCAGCCAGCUGGAAGCUGCAGGUGAUCAAACAGCUGGCCUAUGCCCUCAACUAUCUGGAAGACAAAGGCCUCCCCCAUGGCAAUGUCUCAGCCCGGAAGGUGCUCUUGGCUCGGGAGGGGGCUGACGGGAACCUGCCCUUCAUCAAGUUGAGUGACCCUGGUGUCAGCCCCACUGUGCUGAGCCUGGAGAUGCUCACUGACAGGAUCCCCUGGGUGGCCCCUGAGUGUCUCCAGGAGGCCCGGACCCUUGGCUUGGAAGCUGACAAGUGGGGUUUCGGUGCCACAGUCUGGGAAGUGUUCAGCGGGAUCCCGAUGCCCAUCAGUAUCCUGGAUCCUGCCAAGAAGCUCCAGUUUUACGAGGAACGGCAGCACCUUCCUGCCCCCAAGUGGAUGGAGCUGGCCACACUGAUCCAACAGUGCAUGGCCUAUGAGCCAGGCCAGAGGCCCUCCUUCCGCGCCAUCAUCCGUGACCUGAACAGCCUCAUCACUUCAGAUUAUGAGCUCCUCUCAGACCCCACACCUGGUGCCUUGGCGCCCCGUGAUGGGCUGUGGAAUGGCGCCCAGCUCUACGCCUGCCAGGACCCUACCAUUUUUGAGGAGAGACAUCUCAAGUACAUCUCACAGCUAGGCAAGGGCAACUUUGGCAGCGUGGAGCUGUGCCGCUAUGACCCACUGGGCGACAACACGGGGGCCCUAGUGGCUGUGAAGCAGCUUCAGCACAGCGGGCCAGAUCAGCAGAGGGACUUCCAGCGGGAGAUCCAGAUCCUCAAAGCCCUCCACAGCGACUUCAUUGUCAAGUACCGCGGUGUCAGCUAUGGCCCGGGCCGCCAGAGCCUGCGGCUGGUGAUGGAGUACCUGCCCAGCGGCUGCCUGCGCGACUUCCUGCAGCGACACCGCGCGCGCCUCGACGCCAGCCGCCUGCUCCUCUACGCCUCGCAGAUCUGCAAGGGCAUGGAGUACCUGGGCUCCCGCCGCUGCGUGCACCGCGACCUGGCGGCCCGUAACAUCCUGGUGGAGAGCGAGACGCACGUCAAGAUCGCCGACUUUGGCCUCGCCAAGCUGCUGCCGCUCGACAAAGACUACUACGUGGUCCGCGAGCCCGGCCAGAGCCCCAUCUUCUGGUACGCCCCAGAGUCCCUCUCUGACAACAUCUUCUCGCGUCAGUCGGACGUCUGGAGCUUCGGGGUCGUCCUGUACGAGCUUUUCACCUACGGCAACAAGAAUUGCAGCCCCUCAGCCGAGUUCCUCCGGAUGAUGGGAUGGGAGCGAGACGUCCCCGCCCUCUGCCGCCUCCUGGAGCUGCUGGCUGAGGGCCAGAGGCUGCCCGCGCCUCCUGCCUGCCCCGGUGAGGUUCAUGAGCUCAUGAAGCUGUGCUGGGCCCCGAGCCCGCAAGACCGGCCAACAUUCAGUGCCCUGGGCCCCCAGCUGGAUACACUGUGGAGUGGAAGCCGGGGGGUAGCAUAGAGCGUGAGACUCACGCCUGCCCUGCUUGUCCGCAGGGAGAGCCCCACGCACUUCCUUUUUCUCUCUCCUGCACGCUGCAUGCACACCUCUGGGUUCUGGUCUUUGUGGAUUGGCCGUGUGCCCUUCGGCAGGAAGUUGCCACUCUCUGGGCUUCCUGCUUCACAGAGAUCCCCACGGGGCAAUGACAUUGCCUUUGGGAGGGCUACCCACCCCUGUUGGGGGGCAACAACCGUCUUGUGGCCUCAGCAACUUGAAAAGGUUCAAGAUGAAUCCCUCGGUUGGGGGCGUGGCCAGCUGUGCCUUGCGACGGGAAUUGAGGAACCAGACUGAAGCCCCUCCCAUCUCCCUACCCUCUUGGAUUUGGUCCUGGGCUUCCUGGCGCAGCGAGGACGUGGCAUAGCUUUAAAUAUAUGAUCCCAGGCUUCUGUCCCCCCUCCCUCUUGUGCUGGAGCGAGCCACAGACAAGAGCAGCUGCCCUGGUUGGAAAUUUGCUUUGGGGGGCCAGGAAGGCUGGGAUCACAGUCCACCCUAAAUGUACCAGAGCGUGUCAGGUUUCAUGUUGGCCCACUUGCACACUGGGGCCCUUUCUUGGCCCACUUGCACACCGGGGCCCUUUCUGUCCUGACCGGAGGGUCACACAGUUGAUGACCCUGGAGACUUGCAGCAGCUAAGGGAAGGAAAGGUAUUCUCGGCAGAGGGAACAACAUGGUGAGAGUGAGGAGGCUCAGAGGACAGAGUUUAAGAGCCCACGGUUCUGCCACUCACUUGCUGUGUGAUGGCAGGCAAGUUGCCUCCCCUUUCUGGGUCUCCUGUAUAAUGGGCAGAUUAAUGGUGCUGGCCUCCUGCUGUACAGUUUCCAGAGCCUUGUGAGAAAGCAUCUUGGGCAUAAGUAACCCCCACCCCCACCCCCACUUCUCCCCUGCCUGCAGUCUUUUCUGCCACUUUUGCCCCCUGGAAAACGUAUUUAUCUCUCAAAACCCCAGCUAUCCCCUCCCUGCAGCCUUCCCUGGCAUGCUCCCACCACUUCUCACCGGCCGAUCACUCUCCCUCUGAUCCUAGGGCUGGGGUGUCUGUCCAGAUCUGUGUCCUCUCA